Closterium sp. Yama58-4 is the source of this 753-nucleotide messenger RNA. NCBI's taxonomy places the organism in Eukaryota, Viridiplantae, Streptophyta, Zygnematophyceae, Desmidiales, Closteriaceae. The record is from the annotation of a GenBank genome assembly.
AUGAGCAACUAUUAUGAUUUAGACGACAUACUGGCCGAGGAUGAGAAGCUUCCCGUUACGUUUCGGACCGGCGCGACGGGAGUGGGACGAGCUCUAGACCCGAGCACAGACGCCGAUGACCUGGCAAUGGGCGCCAAGGUGGACUUGCCAGUGUGGAUGGUGCCGGCGCUAGCAAAGCGAAACAUGGUGUCAGCCUUGGAACCCAGGAUGUUCGGCGAGAGGAUUCGGAAGGAGGUGCAAGCAGACGCUGCGUGUGUCAAUCUCCGUGCCUGCUCGCCCUACUACUACUCCUUGGGCACCAAAAUUGCUCCUUGGGUGCGGGACAAGACGCUGACGCGCUUCCUGUUUACCACCUUUGUGGAGCGUUAUGCUGACCUGCUCACACGCGCCUUCGUGCUCCCGGAGAAGGAGGUGCCUCGUGUGCGCCGCCUGCUGCCCAAGGAAGAGCAGCAAUUGCUGUCUGCAGGGUAUGCAGCCAUGCGCAGGUACACAGCAUGGCAGGAGCAGAGCUGUAACCGUCUGUUGGUCUCUCCCAUUCUUGGGCGCAGCCUUUCUCGCAAGCGUGCCAGGUUGCCUUUUGCUGAUGUGAGCAACAAUAAUGGCAACACAACAAGCGCCAGCACUGAUGGUGAAAGAGGGAAGGGUGGAGGUGGAUGGGGAGGUGGAAGCACAUCCAGCAGUGGCUGGGGUGCUGGUUCUGUUGGAGACGGUUAUGAUGGGAGACCUGGUGGAAACCAGAGACAACGGAGGUGA